Strongylus vulgaris is the source of this 455-nucleotide messenger RNA. Lineage: Eukaryota; Metazoa; Nematoda; Chromadorea; Rhabditida; Strongylidae. The record is from the annotation of a GenBank genome assembly.
UAUAGUGAAGAUGUGCAGUCAUACAGCAAAGAGAUUGGCAUAAUUCAAUUACAAUUAGAGCAAGACAGCGGAAAAUCGAUUCACUUUGGUCCUGUUUCUCUAAUUGAUCUCAAUCGAACAGCUCUGGUAGAAGUGGUAACUACUCCGGAUUUUUCUACAGCUUUAGAAGCAAUGUGUUUUGUUCAGCAGCUUCGUCUACUAUUAAUGCAUCAUGGAAUAUGUAAAGGAGAAAUGCACAAGGGUCAGUUACGAGUUGAUGCCAAUGUAUCCUUAACACACCUUGGUGAGAAGGGUGUUCGAACAGAGCUUGACCGGUCACGAAGCGACGCAUCUUGCGCACAGCUGCGGGUUCUUAACCUUAUAGCUCUCCUAAAGGCGACUUGGACACAUAUUUUUGGGAAAGCAGUUGAAAACAUACGCGCUUUAGUGAAGUUUGAGUCCAUCCACUCUUAAUG